GUAUACUUGUCUUGGAUGAACUUCUUGCUUUACCUUCAACGGUUUGAAAAUUAUGGCAUUUAUGUUGUGAUGUUCUGGGAAAUUCUGAGGACUUUGAUUAGGAUUGCUGUUGUUUUCUUUUUCCUGAUAUUGGCCUUUGGACUGAGUUUCUUUGUCCUUUUGGGUUCACAGCAAACAUACAGCACGCCAUUGCUUUCUGUAAUGAAAACAUUUGCAAUGAUGCUAGGAGACAUAAAUUAUCAUGAUGCAUUUCUUGAUCCAUUACUGAGCAGUGAAUUGCCGUAUCCAUUCCUGAGCUACACAGUUCUCAUUAUAUUUACCUUGCUUAUUCCAAUCCUUCUUAUGAACUUGCUAAUUGGUUUGGCUGUUGGGGACAUAGCUGAAGUGCAAAAAUAUGCUGCACCUCAAAAGGAUUGCAAUGCAGAAUGCUCGGAAUGGUGGUGUCUUGCCACUUUAGACAGUGCUGUGAAAUCUUUAUUAAGCAUGUAA
Molecule: messenger RNA, 489 nt
Organism: Anas platyrhynchos (mallard)
Lineage: Eukaryota; Metazoa; Chordata; Aves; Anseriformes; Anatidae
Source: RefSeq, a predicted model, not a curated record